This is a messenger RNA of Drosophila suzukii, 4472 nucleotides long. The record is from RefSeq and is a predicted model, not a curated record. NCBI's taxonomy places the organism in Eukaryota, Metazoa, Arthropoda, Insecta, Diptera, Drosophilidae.
GUAAACGGUUACGUAUACUACGUAUGCGUAUACCUGCUGUUGGUCAGGAAGAAGGGGAAUAAGAAAAGUACUUUUGCAAUUUUCGAGUGGAAUAUUCCUUUUUCUUAAUUGCGACGAAUAAUGAUAACCUGUGUCUGGAUAUAUGAUUAAACCAAGACAAAACGCAAUGUAUAUAAAUGUGAAACAGUUGUUAUCGCUGGUAUGUCUAGUGGUUGGCGUCAUUUGUGCAUACAUAUUUACAUAUGUGCAUAUAUGUACAUUUGCCUUUGUAUUUUUUCGUCGACAAAUUUUCGAUGAACUGCAAUUAUAGUAGUUAAGAAAAUAAAGAAUUGUGCCUAACGGUUUUGCUAAUCGGAUCUUCUAAUAUAAAAACUGAAGAAGAUGGAUCCGCUGAAGAUCGCUGAGCUGGCCAGCCUUCUACGCCAGAACGGCGACAAAGUAUUGAGCUCCGAGUUUACCUUGACGUUAUCAGGUUCUCUCCUGCGGGCACUGAACGACUCCUUCACCCUCAUCGCAGAUAUUGAGAUUGGUUCCGGCAUCAUUCAUCAGCAGUCCUUUCAAGUCGUCAAACCCAUCAACGCGAAGUCCAGCGUUUUUUCCGAGCUGCAGUUGGUUUACGACUUUGUGCAGAAGACGACGCUGCUGAGGCUGUCCUUCUUCCCCAGUGAGGUUUACUUUGAGGGCGUCAUGGACAUCUCCAAGUUCCGAGCACUGCGGCGGCUCGAGGUGAACAAAAUCAACAUCGGGCAGGUAGUGGGAAUCCAACCGCUGCGGGGCCAGCUGCAGCACCUGAUCUGCGUGAGGAGCUUGACCUGCGUAGACGACAUAAUUAUUCGCUGCGGCGGUGACAACUCCAACGGGUUUGUGUGGAACGAACUACAGUCAGCCGACUUCAGCUACAACAGCCUGCGCAGCGUGGAUACAGCCCUAGAGUUUGCACAGCACCUGCAACAUCUAAACCUACGGCACAACAAGCUCAACAGUGUAGCCGCCAUCCAAUGGCUGCCGCAUCUAAAGACCUUGGACCUAAGCUACAACUGCCUCACGCACCUUCCACAGUUCCACGUGGAGGCCUAUAAGCGGCUACAGUUGCUCAACGCUAGCCACAACUACAUAGAGGAGCUCCUGGACGUGGCAAAGCUGGACGCUUUAAAAAACCUGGAUCUGUCCGAUAACUGCCUGUUAGAACACUCGCAGCUGCUGCCCCUAAGUGCCCUGCUUUCACUAACCGUCUUGAAUCUUCAGGGCAAUCCGCUUGCUUGCAAUCCCAAACAUCGACAAGCAACAGCACAGUAUCUGAGCAAGAACUCGACGUCGGUAAAAUUUGUUUUGGACUUUACGCCACUGACUAAGGCGGAGAAGGCGCUGACGGGCAGCCAGAAGUGUUGCUACAUAGGUUCUCUAAACAGACAUCCGAGAAGUAGCUCCAUGUCCAUAAACAGCUCCAGUGCCAACAGCGAUGGAUCUCAGUUUUCCAGCGUCGGCUCUCGGCGUUCGAUGACAGUCAAGGGACAUAAUUACCCAGUGACGGCAGAACAGUCGAUGGCAGUACCAACCUCGCAAUUGACCAAAAAGUCUGCAUCGAAAAAGAUCAGGACAGUAGACAUAGAGGAGAAUAUUGAGACAGAGUCAGAAGCGUCCGCUAUUUCCCCUCAAAAGCUUCAGUCCGACUCCGAAGAGGGAACCGAUUCCUCCCACCUGGAGACUAAAAAGCAAAUUGAGAAACUUCGCCUCACUUAUGGCAAUGAAUGGUUAAGGACCGGCAAUGCCGAUAUGACGCUGGGAAUCGAAUCGCCGCAGCCUUCUGAACUAGAGCGCGACAAUGCUCGUCAGCUGUUCAAUGAGUUCUUGGGGGAAUUUUCAGGUUCAUCAAGCAUAAUUGUUAAUUCUCAAGCGUAUCUUGAACAUCUCCAAAUUUGCUCUACUCCAGCGGAUAACGUUUUGUUAAAUACAACCUUUGACACCACUCUGACCCCUAUUAAGUCCGAUGCAAACGAUACAAGUGGCCUAAAUUUUUAUGAGACCUGCACAGAAGGAAAAGUGACAAACUACGAAAGCAUCGUCAGCAUCACAAAGGAAUUGCGAGCGGAGGAGUCACUGCCUGAUAAGCACGAAGAGUUUUUGAGGCUCUUUGCGAAUAGCUCAACUGCUGGUCAAAAUGAGAACCUUCCGAAUGAGAGUACGGUAUCCGAUGCCGAAUCUGACGAGGAAACUUUCAUAGUCUAUCAUGAGCAAAAGCCGAGCGAUGCUCUUUUUUUCACCAUAUCUUCAAACUUUAUACGUGAAAAAGAUACGCUAACCGAAAGGACUAAAACCAAAUGGAGUCUCAAAAUACUGGAGUCAUGCGAGCGAGUAAAGUGCAAUACCUUACGAAUAAUAUUCGACACGAUUCGAAAGGACAAGCAGGAGAGAAUCUAUUGUGUUGAGAGUACAUUGUGUCGGCAGGAACUGGAAAAUAAAUUGCGAGACAUUCUCUGUCGGCGUGAUCUGAACGAAAUGAACAUAUCCAUUUAUCGCUGUGUGAGUUGUCUAACUCAAUUUACCAUUGAGCAGAAAAGCAAGCGACAUAAAAAAAAGGACUUGCGAUGUCCAAACUGUCGUAGUGCUUUUGUGGCCGAAGUAACUGAGUUGUCCUCCUCUUUGACCAAACAUUCGGAGGAAGUGGUGUCCGAGCACAAAAAUUCCCUCCCAAACAUAAUGAUGGAGGAAACGCUUGUUGAGUCAUUUACAGGGUCAACAAAUAAGGAAGAAAGCAAAAGCAUUGGUUCCGGCAAUUCACUAAACGAGAGCAGCUCUUGCUCGAAAAUUACUAACUCGCAGAGCUCUUUUGACUCUAAUCAGUCCGUUGUGGGUAGCUCUAACACGGAUCGUGAUAUAGAGUUUCGGGCUAACGAAAGUGAUGUGGAUAUCAUCUCCAAUCCGAGCCAGUCAAGCAUAGAGGUGAUAGAUCCAAACUACGCACAGAGCACUAGUCGCAAGACCUCAGAAGAGUGCCAUCUGUCAUAUCUGGAAACGAUAAGCGAUGAAAAAGGGCAAUCUAAAAGGUUCUUAGAUCGAAAGUUCGGUUUAAUUCAGGCGGAGCAGGGUCAGCCUGCAGCUCGCGUUUCAUUAGCUGUGUCCCAAGUUCCGCUCACAGAAAGCAGCUCGUCCGGAUCUAUUACCGACAGUAUUUGUACAACCUACGAGCAGCUGGGCAUUGAUGGGCCGACAAAUCUUUCAAAUUUGCUGCUUUCCGAAUCUAUAAAUAGUCAAAUAAGCUCAAAUACGGACCCAAUAAGCCGUUUAAAAAGAGGUGAUGAAGUCAGCCUUUUACCGUUUGCAGCCGUAUUUCGUUCAACUAAUCUGCUCAUGUCCAGCUCAAAGAAGAUGGUAGACUCGGAAGCUAAUGUCUUGGGUACUCAGCCUUACAAAUUUAACUACAUUGACUUUAAUGAUAUCGAUCACCGUCUAAAACUCUUCUUCUACCAGAGCAAGUUUAAGGAGGAUGGUGAACAUUUUAAGUGGUUGGCAAAGGGACGCGUUUUUAACGAACAGACCCAGGUCCUAGGAGAAGGACUCGUGGUGAUGUCCAACAGCAAUUUCUUCUUAAUGGAAUCCUUUGCAUUACCCCAAGACGAUGUGGCCAAGUGGCUUCGGCAAGUCGUAAGAGUGUCGGUUAGUCGAUUAGAGGCGGUUGAACUGCUGCCCUGGAAGCUUGGAUUAUCCUUUACCUUAAAAGAUUGGGGCGGAUUUAUGUUGCUGUUGCACGACAUGCUUACGACCGAAAGCUUACUUCUUUUCUUGCGACGUCAUCCUCUACCAGAGAAGUGCAAACUUAAUUACAAACCAUUCACACCCCUUAGCAAUCCGUUGCAAACUAUUGCAUCCGAACCAGUUAAAAUGUGCUCCCUGCUUCGUAGCAGCCAAUGGAUUCGUGAAAAAGAGAAGAAGAACUUUGAACACUGUCUGCUCCUAAUUACAGAGUCACAUUUGUACAUAUCGGCAAAUUUAAAAUUCUCAUGGCUUUCAAAUAAAAUUCAGGAUAAAUCAACGCAACCGGAACUUACCCUUAGACAGCCCAUGAGCAACUUAGUAGACGUGGAACGCAUUACGGAUCAAAAAUAUGUGAUGAACUUUAGCGACGAGACCCAAAACCAGUGCGAGACGUGGCAGUUGUUGUUCGAAACGCAUAAAAAUUCCACUUGUUGUCUGAAUGUCAUCGGUAAAACAUGGGAGCGCCUGUUUGGCGUUCCAUUCAGCCUAUCUAAACCGUAGCAGAGCUCUACGCCAAGGCACCAACUAGAACGGAUUACCAUACAUUUCAAUUUAUUGUGCAAGGCUUAGAAUUGUUAAUCUGUUUUGACUACGUUAUUUGAUUAUUUGUCAUUAGUUAUCUUAACUUAACGUAUUUGUGAGUCGUUGGCUAGGUUUUUUUGAGUUGCGCAAAAAUUGUGCUUACCGAACAAAUAAAUGUUAAUACUUUAAAAUGAAAA